CUCGUCGAUCACAUGAUGAAAUGACAAAGCAGCCAGCAGCUUCCGGAGUACAUCCACAGACACUCGGCUUAAGGGACUCCGUCUACACUGAUACCCAAGAUGCUGGCCCUCAUAAACAGACUGUUGGACUGGUUCAGGUCGCUGUUUUGGAAAGAAGAGAUGGAGCUGACAUUAGUCGGUCUUCAGUACUCGGGAAAAACCACAUUUGUCAACGUAAUUGCAUCGGGACAGUUCAGUGAAGACAUGAUUCCCACAGUCGGCUUCAACAUGCGGAAGGUCACUAAAGGCAACGUAACAAUAAAGAUAUGGGACAUAGGAGGACAGCCUCGCUUCAGAAGCAUGUGGGAGCGUUACUGUAGAGGAGUCAAUGCUAUUGUUUACAUGGUGGACGCAGCGGACCGGGAGAAAAUAGAAGCUUCGAAAAUCGAACUGCACAAUCUUUUAGACAAACCACAGCUACAAGGAAUUCCUGUUCUUGUUCUUGGAAACAAACGGGAUUUAUCCAACGCACUUGAUGAGAAGCAACUUAUUGAAAAAAUGAACCUGUCUGCCAUUCAGGACAGAGAGAUCUGCUGCUACUCUGUUUCCUGCAAGGAGAAAGACAACAUUGACAUCACACUGCAGUGGCUCAUCCAGCACUCAAAGUCGCGGAGAAGCUGAAGCUGCCCGUCUUACUCCGCCCAGUUGUUCCUCUGACCUCAGCCCCCCCGCUGUGAUCACGGGUCCUCCACAGUCAUCCCUCGCACUGCCUCUGUGAAGUAAUCCAGCUCUCCGCUCACCACCACCCGCUUCACCCUGUACACUACCGUAGCUGUGUAGCCCCCAGCCCCCUCUCUCCUGUACAGCACUACCGUUACCCCAACCGUCUGGAGUCUCACUACUGUUAGUGAUUGUUCACACACGUCAGGCCUUAUCAGUAAUGCUCUGUGUUUGUGUACACAUAGAAGUAUCCUUUUUUUGGGUUUGUUUUUAAGCUUGCCAGGAAUCUAAUGGUACUGCAGUUUGCUGUUUCCAGACUUGAGGAAUUCUACAAACCUCUGCUUUAUUUCCUGUCAGACAUUUAGUGUUCACCCGAACACUGAUUGCAGUUUUAAGGAGGUAUUUGCCAGAUAAUUUCUUUUUGUUAAUGCUUUUGCUUCCUGAUACUCCUGUUUUAUCAGCACAUAGAAGUGUCUGUGCUCCCAGGUGACUCAGACUCGGGUUUACAUAUAACUUCAAAUUUUAGUGGAAAGGUGGCUUGAGGCAAAAAUCCCCUAGUGAAGUUUUAAGUGCCUUUGACUGUAAGUGUGUCCCAAUGAGAUGGUUAUUACCCACUGAAGUUUCUAACCCACGAUUAUACAUAAAGACUCGGAAUAGACGCUGUGAAGAUCCCAUGGUUUACACUUAACGCCACUACUUGACAAUCUCAUUUACGUUUCAAAAUCACAUCAACACAUUACAAUGUCUAAACAGUACUGUAGUGCAGGGGAGGAAUGAAGUAUUGUAGGGUAAAUGUGGGAAAAUGUUACAUUGUGUUUGGUUGCUGGGUAAUUUAAAUUCUGUCUCACUUUGUAGCCUUUGAGUCUUCUGUAAUUUCUGAAAGGUGGGUUUAAGUGUGGAUGCAACUCAGGUUGUUUAGGGAUUGCUUUUUAAACAGGAAAAGAGCCUGAACGUCCCCAGGUGUCUGUCUCAAAACAUGUUUUAUGUUUUUGGGGCCGGAUGAUAGAAAGCCAGUGUUAGUCAAGACUGAGCUCACAGAGCGGAGGACUCCUUUGAAGAGUUGGAUGCUCCAUAUGGGCCAUCCUUUGCCUCACCACGGUCCAGAUGCCUGUGAGUUUUUGUUAAAGCCUCAGCAGUCCAAGAAUGACGUUGUCUCCUCUGUAUGUGGCUUUUUCUUCUUUCUUUUUAUUGUUAAGAUUAUAAUUUCUGAUGUUUACCACUAUCACCUGGUAGAUACAGCUCAUUAGUUGUUUUUUCCCAAGCUUGUGAGGGUCUCUCUGGAGCAAGUUGAAUCAUGUCCCUGCAAGACGAGACUGCAUGUCGUCAUGGUCACACUGUUUACCAACAUGUUKUUUAGUGUCUGAUGAUGAUGAUUGUCCUAAUUGUAUUUAUAAAAUAUUGGGACCGCAGCAGUGAGGGGCUGCUCACUUGGAUGACAGCGUGGAUCAUUUUGCAGAAAGCUGUGUAAUAAUAAUUAUAAUAAUAAUAAUAAUAAAGCCUACUUGCAAUUUU
Messenger RNA from Austrofundulus limnaeus, 2211 nucleotides. Its product is annotated as ADP-ribosylation factor-like protein 8B. Bases 100 to 660 code for a protein of 186 amino acids. Gene Ontology annotation, molecular function: GTP binding; GTPase activity. The transcript has 7 exons. The record is from RefSeq and is a predicted model, not a curated record. Gene Ontology annotation, biological process: protein transport; anterograde axonal transport. Gene Ontology annotation, cellular component: lysosomal membrane. Lineage: Eukaryota; Metazoa; Chordata; Actinopteri; Cyprinodontiformes; Rivulidae.